UCCAGAGAUUUCUGCAAAACGGAGAGUGCUGCUAUGCAGAGACAACUGAAUCUACAAAGUCUAUUGAAUUAAAGAAGAAAAUUUAAAGUGGGUAUUGUCAAAGGGUUAAGAAGAUGUGGACGCUUAGCCUUCAAAUGGUUACCAUCUGUGUUUUCUUACAGGCACCUGGUUGUGUCACGUCAUGCUUCAUAGCAAGCUCAGUAGCUCACUGUGGUUUCCAGAACCUCCUCUGGGUUCCUCCACUGCCUCCCAACAUCACCUACUUGUCCCUGGAGAUGAACCGCAUCAGUGAGCUCAAUGCUACCUCCCUGUCAGGCCUCCCGGAGCUGCAGGUGUUGAACCUUGAGGGACAGAGAGGUUCACUUGUGAUCAGGAACAAUGCCUUCAGCAGACAGAAACAUCUGAGGAGGCUGAAUCUCGGCUUUAACGGAGGCCUUCAGCUGGAGCCGCUGGCCUUUGCAGGACUGUCCAGUUUGCAGGUUCUCACCCUAUAUUACUGCUCACUUAACGAGUCAGUACUGAAUGACACUUAUCUGGAGCCACUUUCAUCUCUGCAGACUCUGGACCUCUUUGGUAACCGGAUAAGGAGACUUCAGCCUUCAAUGUUCUUUGCAAAUAUGGCAAAUUUGACAGACUUGAAUCUCAAGUUGAACAAUAUUGACAAAAUUUGUGAGUCUGAUCUUGUUGGUUUUAAAGGAAAGCACUUCAAAGUCUUCAACCUAAAUAGUGUUCACCUUAAAACAAUGACAAAUAAGAAUUUUGACUGGCAGCAAUGUGGGAAUCCUUUCAGGGGAAUGUCCUUUGAGACACUUGACUUGUCCAGCAGUGGGAUGAGUGUGGGUAAUUUAAAACAGUUUUUCAGCUCUAUUGAGGGGACAAAGCUCUCUCAUCUUAUUCUCUCAGGGCAUAUAGGAAAAGGAUUUUCAUUUGAUAACCUCCCUGAUCCGGAUUACAGCACAUUUGAAGGUUUGAAGAACAGCUUACUCCUCUCUUUGGAUCUCUCUAAAAACAGAAUAUUUGCAUUGCAACAGGGGAUUUUUAGUUCUCUGAAAGAAGUUCAGGUCAUUGAUCUUUCCCACAACAAAGUGAAUAAGAUACGCACAAAAGCCUUUGAAGGCCUUCAGGGUAGUUUAAAAAUGCUCAACCUGUCACACAACCUGCUUGGGGAAAUCUUUUCUUACACAUUUGCCUCUCUGACAAACCUACAAGUGUUAGAUUUGUCUCACAAUCACAUUGGUGUUUUGGGUUAUAACUCAUUUAGUGGACUUCUCAACCUGAAACAUUUAAAUCUUACAGGAAACUCUCUCCAGGAUUUAGGUUUUCCUGCAUUUUUACCAAGUUUAGAUUAUCUCAUGCUGGAAGACAAUAAGCUGACAUCCUCUUCAGUGAACAGUGUCACUCAGCUUGCCGGUAACAUCACAUAUCUGAACAUUCAAGGCAACAGAUUAACAAACCUGGAGGAUGUUUACACCUUUGUGAACAAGCUGAAGCACCUUGAGUUUCUCUUUUUUGGUGGAAAUACAAUUAACUGGUGCACGGCGGGUAUGCAAAUUGGCCCUAAUGAUCUCAAACUUCUGGAUCUUCACAGCAGCUCCCUGCAGUCUAUUUGGGCUCAAGGCAAAUGCUUGGAUCUGUUUGACAACUUUGGAAAUGUGACCAUUCUCAAUUUGAGUUCCAACUCACUGCAGUCUCUUCCUCAAGGCAUCUUUAAGGGCCUAACUUCAGUGGUGCAGAUGGACCUCUCAUCCAAUGCCCUGACUUAUCUCCAGUCUGAUGUAUUACCCAAAAGUCUGAAAUCCCUCAACCUCGCAAAUAACUUCAUAGUCUUCCCAGAUCCUGCUGCUUUCCGUUCGCUCAGCUCUGUUGACCUCUCGAUGAACAGAUUCCACUGCAGUGCUGAUCUACAUAGCUUCCUGACUUGGUUGAAGCAGACCAAUGUGACGUUCUUGAGUCCUGUUAAGGAGCUUAGGUGUGAAUAUCCCUUGGGUUUUUUUAAGGUACCAAUCCUAGAUUACAUUGCUCAGAUAAAACACAAUGAGAGCUGCUGUAUGUAGAGUUUUAUUUUGUUGAAGACAUUGACGAGUAGCAUGUUAAAGUUAGUUAAAGUAGUGCAGUGAUAUUGUAUCCUCAUUUACUAUCCAAUAUUUAAAUGAAAUGUAUAUUUUUUGUGGUAACUUUGUUUAUACAUUACCUGUGGUAAUGCCUUACACACGUUAAGUACGCUUAGGUAGUAAGUUGCCACUUAGUUUGCUUAUAACUUGGGCUGGUUCUGGUGUCAUGUAUACACAUUUUCAAAUUUGGCUGUCAUUUUGCAUUGUUACCAUGCCAAAAUGAUUAGGGUUAGAAUAAAAGCACAGAAGAGGGUGUCAUUUUCUCACA
Molecule: messenger RNA, 2379 nt
Organism: Melanotaenia boesemani (Boeseman's rainbowfish)
Lineage: Eukaryota; Metazoa; Chordata; Actinopteri; Atheriniformes; Melanotaeniidae
Product: toll-like receptor 5
Exons: 2
Coding region: 114-2054 (646 amino acids)
Molecular function (GO): protein binding
Source: RefSeq, a predicted model, not a curated record